Exophiala oligosperma is the source of this 3947-nucleotide messenger RNA. RefSeq lists its product as uncharacterized. Gene Ontology annotation, cellular component: beta-galactosidase complex. The transcript has 3 exons. The record is from RefSeq and is a predicted model, not a curated record. Lineage: Eukaryota; Fungi; Ascomycota; Eurotiomycetes; Chaetothyriales; Herpotrichiellaceae. Bases 217 to 3423 code for a protein of 1068 amino acids. Gene Ontology annotation, biological process: lactose catabolic process. Gene Ontology annotation, molecular function: beta-galactosidase activity; carbohydrate binding.
CAAUUCACCAGUUUCGCAAUAACUGGAACUAGGCUGCCAGUCGGAACAAUGCUAGCGUUUGGGUACUGGCAACCUAAUAGACGCUAUUCUUUGUGGAAUCUGGGUAAGUGGUGAGCAUUGUUGCACAAUGCCACGUUUCCCGUGAAACCACACCAGUUCGAAAGCACUACAUGGCUUAUUUCCAUCGGGACUGUCUUUCUGGCAUGUUCGUCUCUCAUGGAUGUUAAUACAAUGGACUGGGAACUCGUAUCAGACUCGGACUCCAUCUCCUCGGAGCCGGGAAAGCAUCUGCGUUGCGCGUCGCAGCCUGAUUAUGCGAAUGAGAAAGUGGUCCAGAGAAACAAGCUACCUGCGAGAUCAUAUCAUCUUCCAGAGUCGUCUAUAUCUUUGAAUGGCACUUGGGACUUUCAUUAUGCGGCAACACCUAGUCUGGCUCCUUCUUGGGACGACAUUGGUAAUUAUCAUGACUUCUCCUGGAACUCAAUUGUGGUGCCAGGCCAUUGGCAAUUACAAGGUUAUGGCAGACCGCAGUACACCAAUAUUAUCUUUCCUAUCCCAGUUUGUCCGCCGAACGUACCUACUGACAACCCGACUGGAAGCUAUGUGAAGAGUUUCUCUGUUCCGGGGAACUGGAGCCCGAACUCUCAGAUCCGCAUUCGUUUCGAAGGCGUUGAUAGUGCAUUCCACCUCUUUGUGAAUGGGAAAGAAGUCGGAUUCUCUCAAGGUAGCAGGAACCCAGCAGAGUUUGACAUCUCCUCUUUUGUGAACGGUUCAGAAGACAACCAAGUACUGGUACGCGUGUAUCAGUGGUCCGAUGGAUCAUAUAUCGAAGACCAAGAUCAGUGGUGGCUCUCUGGUAUAUAUCGCGACGUAUACCUACUUGCCUACCCGGAUCUUGCUCGCAUAGAAGAUUUCUUCAUCAAGACUGACCUCGAUGAUGACUACGCGGACGCAGAGUUGAUAGUGGAGCUUGAUCUGUCUCUACGGCUGACUUGCGAUCUCAAAAUUACUCUUUGUUCUCCAAACCAAGAUUCCAAGAUCUUUAGCGACCAGGUAGCCCUCGAAAGUCACGACACUAGGUGGCAGAAGAAUUAUCCAGUCAAAGCACCUUUGAAAUGGACUGCAGAAACGCCCGUACUUUAUCACGUCGAGCUAGGGCUAUCGUCAAAAGGAAGGUCCCUUCAAAAGAUCCAACAUCGAAUUGGAUUUCGGAAGGUGGAGAUCAAGAAAGGCCUCUUGACAGUAAACGGGGCGCCCAUUCUGCUCCGUGUUGUCAACCGACACGAACAUCACCCGGACUUUGGACGAGCAGUUCCAGUGGAUUUCCUCCGAGAAGAUUUGGUGCUCAUGAAGCGGCAUAACAUCAAUGCUAUGCGUUGCUCGCAUUACCCGUCUCAGCCAGCGCUAUACUCUCUUUGCGAUGAGCUAGGACUAUGGGUCCUGGACGAAGCAGACCUUGAAUGUCAUGGCUUCAACGACGCUGUGGCACGAAGUCUCAGUGGCGCCGAAGGAAUGGACUACGCACAGCGAAAAGCUUUGACAUUCGACCACGCUGCGUCUUUCACAUCUGACAAUAAGGAUUGGGAGACAGCCUAUAUUGAUCGGAUGACACAAUUAGUACAGAGGGACAAGAACUUCACAUGUGUCAUCAUUUGGUCUCUCGGCAAUGAAUCGUUCUAUGGCCGCAAUCACAAAGCCAUGUACCAAUACGCCAAGAGGGUUGAUCCGUCACGCCCAGUACACUAUGAAGGUGACUCCAAAGCCAUUACCACGGACAUGUACAGCUACAUGUAUACGUCGGUGCCAGAUCUAGUUUCUCUCGCCAGAGAAGAAGGAGUUUCGCCUGAUGGAUCGUACGAGAAACCCAUCAUUUUAUGCGAAUAUGGCCACGCUAUGGGAAACGGUCCCGGACUCCUCGAAGAUUAUCAAGCUGCAUUUCGCGAGCAUGAGCGACUCCAAGGUGGCUUUAUCUGGGAAUGGGCCAAUCAUGGCCUCCGAAAGGCAUCUGACGAAGUCGAGGGAAAGGAUAUUUUUGCUUAUGGUGGCGAUUUCGGUGAUGUGCCAAAUGACGGAACUUUUGUCAUGGAUGGGCUAUGUUACAGCAACCAUACUCCCACGCCUGGUCUAACGGAACUCAAAAAGGCGAUUGCUCCCAUCAGAGCAUGGUUUGAGCCCAACAGUGACAAAAUCACCGUGGAGAACAGAUUCAAUUUCAAAACCCUCGAGGGCUUUGCUGCACACUACGAGGUCGAGGCUCUUGCAGAUACUCGGGAGCUUCUGACUUCUGGCCUCCUCGACAUCCCGAGCGUAAAUCCCGGAUCAGCAAGCACAAUCGCACUUCCUAAGGAAGUGCUUCAGUACCGUGGUUAUGCGAAGGCUGAAUGCUGGCUGACCGUUAUGUUUACACUGAAGGACAACUGCGCAUGGGCAGAUUCAGGACACGAAGUCACUUUUGUCCAACAUCAACUCAAUAUCAAGCAUCCUCUCUUCGACAAACCUGUCAUCGCACCGAAACCCCAACCUCUGGAUGUGAGCAGUACUCGUCAAUAUCUCAGUAUCGCCGGCCCCGACUUUUCAGUAUCCUUUGACAAGAUCCACGGCCUGAUCAAGUCGUGGACUUUUCGUGGCACUCCUCUCCUCCAUGAACCCGAAUGGCCCGUUGGUCCUAUUCAACUCGGGUUUUGGCGUGCACCAACCGAUAACGAUGCCGCAUGGCAAACAGAGCGGUGGAAGCACUGGGGUCUGAAUUCAUUGACCACACAGCUCCGCGCCUUUGACGUGUAUCAUCCGUCAGUCGACGAGACGCAGGUCAAAGCGACAACCUACGUCGGUCCCCCAAUACUGGCAUGGGGAUUCCACGUUGAAACCACGUACCGGAUUGGAGCCACUGGCACGAUAUCUAUCAGGGUGCACGUCAAACCCGUAGGUUCGGCCCCAAAGAACCUGCCUCGGGCGGGGUGGGACUUCCAACUAUCAAAAGUCUUUGAGCACGCGAGGUGGUUCGGCCUCGGACCUGGGGAGUCGUAUCACGACAAGAAGUCGGCGCAGAGAGUCGGUGUUUUCGACGCGUCCAUUCCCGCGCUGCACACGCCGUACGAGGUACCCCAAGAGAAUGGGAAUCAUGUCGACACGAGAUGGGUCGAGGUCCUCGACGGCCGAGGUAUGGGUAUGAAGAUCACGUUGUCAGGUGCAAAGAGGAACCCCGCUACCUUCCACUUCGCGGUGUCGGAGUACCCGGCGGCCGAGCUGGAGAGAGCAAAGCAUGGACCUGAGUUGGUCAAGGGUGAUGCGAUAUACCUGCGUGUCGAUCGGGACGUGUCCGGCGUUGGUACGGGGGCUUGCGGACCGGCCAUCAAGGAACAAGAUCUGGUCCGGUGUGAAGAGAUGGAGUUUGAGGUGUCCCUUGAGCCGGUCCUCCCAUAGAUAUGAACUCAGUUGACUGGCCGACAUCAAUCAGGAAUUUUCGGGCCGCUACAAUGGAGCACUUGCGACAGCACAAUAUCGGGCUGGAGUUACCGAGUAUUUAAACUCGACAGGCAAAAAAGGCCUUUCAAUUGCGGACGCACGCUUUUUCAUUGAUUCUCUCUCUCUUGCUCAACAUUCCUAACCACUCGGGUCUUUUUGAAAGGAUGUCAGCCUCGUUUUUUUGGGUGCCGUAUAUCCGACUCUCAGUCAGACCCAUGGGAACCUCGGCUCGUAAAGAGUGAUACCAUCCCAUAUUACGGACGGAGAAUGCCCGAGAUUUCCCAGUUGGAAUUGCCAAAUACUCCAAAAACAUGACGACGCGUGUUUGCUGCGGAGAGCAGACAUGUACUUCUCUCUGUCGGUUAAUACGGUGAGAUUCCUACGGGAGUUUAUCGUCGUGACUGUUGUAUAGGACGUUCCCAAUUUGGAGGUACCCAGGGUCUAUGAUAAGAAGAUACAAAAUUUAGACUGUUGUACCUGGC